CACGCACAUGUAUCGAGUGUGUAAGCAUUCACAAUUCAGUUUAAGCAAGGUGAUCCAUGGGCAUGCGAAAACAAGUGCCUUGCUGCGACAAGGCUGGGCUGAACAAGGGCGCUUGGUCGUCGGAGGAGGACUUGAAGCUAGUUGCCUACAUAAACAAGCAUGGCCAUGGCAAUUGGCGCGCCCUCCCGAAACAAGCAGGUUUGCUUCGUUGCGGAAAGAGUUGCCGUCUACGAUGGAUCAACUACCUCCGCCCUGACGUCAAGCGGGGGAACUUCACUAAAGACGAAGAGGAAACCAUCAUCAAACUCCAACGAGAACUUGGAAACAAAUGGUCCAAGAUUGCAUCUUGCCUUUCGGGAAGAACCGACAACGAGAUCAAGAAUCACUGGAACACACAUCUAAAGAGGAGAUUAUUGCAUCACUUCGAAGAGUCUAAUAAAGCUCAUCGCGCAUCGAGAUCCAACAGUCAAGAUGGUAGCGGUGAAUCUAUGGAGCAUAAGAUGGACGGCGGAGAUCGGAAGGAGAUAGAUUCUACGGAUCUAGAGUCGUCGACGGUGUUAUCUUCGCCGAUGGAAUCUUCCAUGCUAUCUAGUGCAACUCACAAUGAAUUAGUGGACUCGGAAAUUAAUUGUAAGGAUGAGUUGGGGAUGUUGGAUGAGGUGGAAGAGUGGUUUACUUAUUUGGAGGAGAUACUUGAGAUUUAAAUAUUUGUAAAAUUAAUUAUAUAUACA
This is a messenger RNA of Zingiber officinale, 731 nucleotides long. RefSeq names its product myb-related protein Zm1-like. The transcript is spliced from 3 exons. The record is from RefSeq and is a predicted model, not a curated record. The coding region runs from base 57 to 704 and encodes 215 amino acids. Lineage: Eukaryota; Viridiplantae; Streptophyta; Magnoliopsida; Zingiberales; Zingiberaceae.